AUGUUCACAUUCUUUAAGAAGAGCAAUGAGAAGAAGGAUGAGAAUGAUGUUGGAGGUGGAGGAACAGGUACACCAGGUGGAUCAGGUGUGUCAGGAGGAUCAGGUGGAAUAGUUCCGCCACCAGCAUUGGUGAUCGGUGGUGCACUGACCGAUCAGGGUACACUUAGACAUUCAGCGACUUCAGAGAUUGCAAUACCAACACGGAUCACAAGAGAGAGACGUGCUACAAUAGGUGGUGAUGUUCCACAUCCCCAAUCACUCCUCUACCCUCUCACGCCAACAUCCAACAACAUCGCCUCGCUCUCACCAUCAAUGUUUGCAUCAUACAAGACACAAGCAGAGCCACAGGUACCAACUGGAUACAUUGAUGAGUAUUAUGAGAGAGAUGUAGAGGGCAACAAGUACUUGGAGAAGAUGUGGAUGAAUGUGGUGAUGCCAGCGACACAGAACCUUGCAAGGUUGGAACUAAAGUAUAUUGUUCGGCGUGGUAUACCGGAUUCGAAGCGAACACGUGUAUGGAAGUUGAUCAGUGGCUACGAGGACUUCAAACGGUCCUUGGACUACGAGUAUGUUUCUGGCGCGAUCACUGGCGAGGGUGCGCCUAAGAAGUUCCGCAACAUCCCAUCAUUUGGCGGCAUCGUCUCUCCAUCCGAUCACUUCCUCAACGACCAAGGCAUCGACCACGUCAAGCGCAUCCUAACCGUCCUCGCACUACGAUGUCCCGAGGUCGAGUACUGUCCCUCCAUUCCAGAUAUAUUACAAAUGUUAUUGUUGUUCCUUUCAGAUGUUGAAGCGUACACAGUGCUGAACCUGCUGAUACAGCAAUCAAAGACCAACAUCAAGUUUAGAUAUCUCAACAUCACCAACAGGGAUUGCAUCUCUUUCUCCCUAACCUUUGAUACACUCUUCGAAAUGACCGUCCCCAAGUUAUACAAACAUAUGAUUGGACUUGGUAUCACAAGUAGCAAGGUGUUCACAGAGGAAUGGUUCUCGAGGAUGUUCGUGUCGCACUUGCCAUUCCAGACGGUGCUGCGCGUGUUUGAUUGUUUCCUGUGCGAGGGCUAUAAGGCCCUGUAUAGAGUCGGUCUCGGCCUGCUCAAACUGCACAAGAACGUGUUGAUGAGCAAGGCCACGACGGCCGAGCAGUUCUGCUCGAUGCUCAAACACCUCAAUCUACAGAUGUUCGAUGUGGACAAGCUCAUGAACCGAGCGUUCCGCAUCCGUCUACAACGCAACACGGUGCAGAACAUCGACGAGAUGCAGACGCCCAAGCUCACUCACAUUGCCGAGCCCCAGAUGCCCAUCUACUACCGACCCAAGAUAACAACGCCCUCAGAUAUACUUCACAAUGAUGAUUAUGAGAUUGUUUGGACAUGGCUGCCGCAUAGAUUCUGCAUCUGCGACCCAAAGGUCGUGUACAACUCCAACCGCGAUGGUAGGAGUCUGAGGAACAUGCUGGAGCGAGUGAAGGGCGAGUAUCCAAUGCUGAUACUGAUCAAGACGACUAACGGCGAUGUGUUUGGAUGCUUCACCGACGACGAGUUGGAGUCCAAGUUUGGCUUUGGAUCGAGCAACACCUUUGUCUUUGUCAUGAAGCCUCAUGCACAUGUAUAUAGAGCAACGAACAAGAACGAGCUGUACCUAAAGGUGUGUCCAUCAGUGGAUCUAUCAUCGUUCAGCAUGUGGAUUGGCGCGUCCGAGCUGGGCGAUCGCGCAUUAUGUAUAGACAGCGAGCUCAAUGGCACCACAGCGCCAUCAGACACCUAUGGCAAUCCUGCACUGACCGACGAUCAAUCGUUCAAAUUCAAGAGCACGGUAUUGGAAGUGAUAUCACUGGUCUAG
Messenger RNA from Acytostelium subglobosum LB1, 1842 nucleotides. RefSeq lists its product as hypothetical. The record is from RefSeq and is a predicted model, not a curated record. Bases 1 to 1842 code for a protein of 613 amino acids. Lineage: Eukaryota; Evosea; Eumycetozoa; Acytosteliales; Acytosteliaceae. The transcript has 5 exons.